Messenger RNA from Frieseomelitta varia, 888 nucleotides. It is a transcript of the gene TpnCIIIa, whose product is annotated as troponin C, isoallergen Bla g 6.0201-like. The record is from RefSeq and is a predicted model, not a curated record. Bases 150 to 611 code for a protein of 153 amino acids. The transcript is spliced from 5 exons. NCBI's taxonomy places the organism in Eukaryota, Metazoa, Arthropoda, Insecta, Hymenoptera, Apidae. Gene Ontology annotation, molecular function: enzyme regulator activity; calcium ion binding.
GCCCGGUCAAUCACGUGCCAGAUCAUCCUAAUGUCCACAUAAAACAGAAGUCCACAGCCAGAAUCUAGUGCAUACUCGGAUAAGCCGUCGAUGCUGUUGCGCGUUAACACUUGACUCCAAAAAGCUGUACACCUGACUAACACUUCGACAUGGAUGACCUGACCAAGGAUCAAAUUGCUCUCCUGAAGAAGGCUUUCGAUGCCUUCGACCACGACAAAAAGGGUAGCAUCGGUACCGACAUGGUGGGCACGAUAUUGACCAUGUUGGGCUACGAGCUGAGCGAGAAAACGUUGAAAGAAAUCAUCACGGAAGUGGACGAAGAUGGAUCCGGCCAACUGGAAUUCGAAGAGUUCUGCACUCUGGCUGCCAGAUUCUUAGUGGAGGAGGACACGGAAGCGAUGCAGCAGGAGUUACGCGAGGCAUUCCGGUUAUAUGACAAAGAAGGGAACGGAUACAUAACAACCGAGGUGUUCCGCGACAUUCUUCACGAGCUGGACGACAAACUGACGCCACAGGAAUUGGACAUGAUGAUCGAGGAGAUCGACGCUGACGGCUCAGGAACGCUCGACUUCGACGAGUUUAUGGAAGUUAUGACCGGUGGUGACGACUAGAUUACACGGUGGGACUAAUUAGGACGGACAGCGGCUACGAUUAAGCGCGACAACGAUUGGCACGAACGACUGGCCUCGCACCUGGAUACCAGAGGCAUGGGAUUUCGAUUGGUCGACUGGUCGACGGCUACGCCUGGUUUAGAACUGGAAACCGUUUCCGAUUCCCAUUUCCAAUCGAUCGUACCAUCAACGUCGAAUUACACCGGAGUCGUAAGGUCAUAUUGCGAACGCAACAAAAGAGAACGAAACGUUCAAUAAAAAUUCCCAGAAUGAAAAA